AACGGUCCAAAACCAAAACGAGAGACAAAACAUAACAAAACAUAAGUUGUUGUUCUUUGUAUAAAUAGAAACGGCUCAAACUAAAGUCAACGGUUUCUCCAUAACGACCGGAAUCGUUUUUUUUUUAUAAUGUUUAAAUUAGUUUUUUUCGAUUUUAGUAAAUUAGUUAAGGAGAUUGAUGGCAUCCACCACCAUUCACCACCACCCAUGAAUUUGCGAGAUUUAAGCUCCGUUUUUACAAACACAUAAGUAGUAAUCGUUAUCUCGUUUUAUAGAAAACCCUAAUUUUUUUCUUCCAAAGAGAUUUGUUUCCUUGAUAUACACGUUUCUCUUUCUUGUUCUUUCGCCUCUUUGAUUUCUUGAGGGUAAUGGCAACGACGUCAAGCACGACGAAAGCAAAAGCUGAUAACGCAAACCUAACGAGAACGAGAUCUCUUGGGAGAAAGCCAAAGCCUGCACCUUCGUCGACGGUGUCAUCAGAAGAUGGGUCGUCUGAUCAGAAACCGGAGAAGCCUGUACCAAACUAUUUGAAACCAACGAUCAGCUCGAGACCUGAUCCAGUCAAGUUCUUGAAGAAGAACAACAAUAGUCUUGAUGAUAACCAGAAGCUUCUCCGUAGAAGAUCAUUUGAUCGGCCUCCUUCUUCUUUGACGACUUCUCAUUCUAGUACUUCUGCUUCUCCACGUAUCCAAAAAUCCCUCAACGUAUCUCCUUCUCGCUCGCGAGAUAGACCAGCUGUUCCUAGAGAGAAGCCUGUCGCAGCUCUACGUUCUUCUUCUUUCCAUGGAAGCAGAAACGUUCCAAGAGGAGGCACUACUACGAAAUCUCCUCUUCCGGCCUCAAAGAAGAGCAGUUUGAGCAGUAGUAGCAGUUCUUCGAAGAGCAAAAAGGAAGUAAAGAAAUCAUCUGAUAAAGAGAUUACCUUGGAUUCUGCUUCUUUGUCAUCUGCUCAGGAGGAGGAUCAUCAAGAGGAGAUUCUCAAGGUCGAGAGUGAUCAUGUACAAGUUGUUGAAGAUAUAGAAGACCCAAAAGAUGAAAAAGAAAACAAAGAAGUGCAAGUAGAGGUCGUUCAAGCCGAUGAAUCCAAUGAAGAGAAGAACGAAAGCAGUGGACCAACAACUCCUGUUGGAGACGAUUGCUCAGCUGUCAUCAAAGAACUAGAAGAAAAAAUGAUCAAUGAUGAUAAAACCGAAGUCGAAGAGAACAUAGAGGAAACGAAAGAACAAGACAACAAAGUUGAAAACGGGGAAGAAGACGAGAAAGAGACUCCAGAUAAGAAGAUUGAGGAGAUUGAGACUCCGGAGAAGGUUGAUAUUGACAUCAAAGAAGCUGAAGAUGUCGUCGAAGAGACUACAAAAGAAAUUGAAGUGAAAGAAGAAGAGAAGGAAGAAGAGGUUAAAGAAGAAGAGAAGGAAGAAGAGGUUAAAGAAGAGGCCAAAGAAGAAGAAGAGAAGGAGAAGGUGAAAGAAGAAGAGAAGAAGAGGGAAGUAGUGAAAGGGAAGAAGGAGUCUCCAUCAGCUUACAACGAUGUAAUAGCAAGCAAGAUGCAAGAGAACCCAAGGAAGAACAAAGUUUUGGCUCUUGCUGGAGCUUUUCAAACCGUCAUCGACUAUGAAACUGCUGCAUCUAAGUGAUUUUUAUAUAUCACAACAACAACAACAACAACAACGACAACAACAACAACAACAACAGUGUCAUGUUUAGCUUUUUUU
Molecule: messenger RNA, 1712 nt
Organism: Capsella rubella
Lineage: Eukaryota; Viridiplantae; Streptophyta; Magnoliopsida; Brassicales; Brassicaceae
Product: myb-like protein X
Exons: 1
Coding region: 369-1634 (421 amino acids)
Source: RefSeq, a predicted model, not a curated record